This is a messenger RNA of Adineta steineri, 2181 nucleotides long. The record is from the annotation of a GenBank genome assembly. NCBI's taxonomy places the organism in Eukaryota, Metazoa, Rotifera, Eurotatoria, Adinetida, Adinetidae.
AUGGGUAACGGAAUAACCGUAAAUAAAAAACAACUUCCCGGUGUUCUUCAACCGCCUGGUGCACGUAAAAUUGUUGUUAUUCCUUAUCAAAAAUGGAUCUAUUAUGAUGCACGUCGUUUUGGUCAUUUUAAUCAAUUCAGUACCGAUAGUGGUUGUGAAAUAAUUUCAAAUAAUAAUACAAUAUUAUCUGUUCUCCCAUCACUUUCAUCAAGUUCAUUUUCAACUCCAACAUCAUUUGUAUCAACAUCAUUAUCAUUAACAAAUGAUUUCAUUGUACAGACAAAAACUCAAUUGACAUCAACAUCUGUUCCAUCAUCUAUUUCAUUUUUAACUAAUAAAUCAAAUAUACGUAAUCAUAAUAAUCCAUCAGCAUUUGCAUUAGUUGGUUCAGCAAUGAGUUUAUCAAGUUCAUCAUCCGCAGUAACAUGUACGUCAACAACACCUUCGAAUGAUUCCGAUUUACGACGUAUAAAUCCUAAACCAGUGUAUUAUGUGAAUGGAAGAUUUUUCAAAAGUUUAACACGUCUCGGUGAUGCACAGUUUAUAUUAAGUGAACAUGGUGAAGAUGAUAUUAUUCUUACUGUACCAUCAAAUAUCGAACGUUAUCGUACAAAUGAUAAUACUGUACGUGAACGUAUACAUCGUUUAAACCGUGUGAUUGCAUGCUGUGACGAAUUCAUAGUCUUUCAACUUUGGAAAGGAAACAAUGAAGUGGAAAUUUUUGUUUUCGAUCGACCUAUUCCUACAGAAUCAUCUGAAAGUAAAUCUUCAUCAAAAAAAUGUACAUGUCUUCAUCGACAAUCUCAACGACCUAAAUCAUCACCUAUUCCAUCUCAACAACAAUCUGAUGCAACAAUACGUGUAAAUACACCUAAUCGACAUAGUUCAUUAAUGCAAACAGCAACAUUAAGUGCCUAUUAUACUGGUGAACCACAACGAUCACCAAUUAAAUCAUGUUCAUUAUUGAAUGAUACAGAAAAUCGUUUAGAUAUGCAAAAUGAUGCAUAUGAAUUUGUUGAUAAUACAAAAAAAGUUUCUUAUCUAACUGGUUCAGCUCGAUGUACACUGGUAACUGCUUCAGCUGCUGCUUUUGCUGCUAAUAAUAAUACUAACAAUAAUACUAACAUUUCUCACAAUACAAUAUCAUCGACUAUGUCGAGGAUUCGAUUUGGAAAAUUGACCAGUCGUUCCACUUCGGGAAAUACACGUUCAAAUUCAAUUUCAAAUACAAAUGAAUUAGUAAAUAGUAAAAAUCCUCAAAAUUUAAUCAAUGGUUCUAAACAUCGUUCAACACCUUAUCUAUCAUCCCUAGUAUGUAAUUGUAUGGAUAAUAAUGAUUCAGUUUUAUUAUCAUCAUCAUCACCAACACCACCUCCAACAUUUUCUCUAUCAUCAUCUUCAUCAACAUGGAAUAGUCGAAUUGUUCGAAAACUUAAUUCUGUUGCUCAUCGUUUUAAUGCAAGAUCAUAUGCUUGUUUAAUAUCACCUGAUCGAACGAAAUUAUUAAUUACACCUGAUUAUGAAGAUAAGCAUUCAUAUAGUCAUCAAAUACAUGAAGUCACGGUUAUAUUUGAUAUAAAAACAUAUGCUAUACUACGUAUAACACCUGCUCGUUAUGACCAACGAUUUUCAUUUGAUCCACGUUAUGGUCAUUCACGUUUAGCUGAAUUUGAUACAGUUCGUGGCCAAAUAACAGAUAUAACAAAAGAUCGUGUACUUGUUUGUUCAAAUCAUACAUUAAAAACGAAAGUUUAUCGUGUAGAAUAUACAAAUGAUGGACAUCUUAUUAUUGUUCUAUGCACACUUCCAAUAUUUCAACGUGUUAAACGUAAUUAUUUUCUUUAUAUUCUCAAUUCAUCAACAUUAUUACAUACACGGAGUAUUAUUGAUUAUCGUGGUCCAUUCUUUUCUCCAUUUGUAUUUACAAAUGAGUUUUCACUUUUAUUUAAUAUUUAUCCAUCAUUAUCAAAUUGUGGUUCAACAUUAGCUGUUUUGAAAAAUAUUGAACCAUCAUUAAAUGUACGUCUUAUUGAAGUGUAUUCUUUACCAUAUACAUGUACAACAUUAAAAGAAGUAACACGACGAAAUAUUUUACGUUAUGUUGAUCGAAAACAAAUCAAACAAUUACGUUUACCUGACAAUUUAAAAGCUUAUCUAGCAUAUAAACCACAAUUUACAUGA